AUGGCUGCCAAUGGAGCUCAAGCGAGCGCAGAGCAAAACAAGUUCUUUGAAGACUUUGGCGUCUGGAAAGACGCCCCGGUCUUGACUGGCAGCACCAAGUUCGAGCCGCUGCCGGGUGUCAAGAAUAUUAUGAUCACAGGCGGAGCAGGCUUCAUUGCAUGCUGGCUUGUACGACAUUUGACCCUGACCUAUCCCAAUGCAUACAACAUUGUCUCUUUCGACAAGCUCGAUUACUGCGCUUCCUUGAACAACACCCGCGCUCUCAACGACAAGCGCAACUUUACCUUCUACCAUGGAGACAUCACCAACCCCUCUGAGGUCAUGGACUGCCUGACCCGUCACAACAUCGAUACCAUUUUCCACUUCGCUGCUCAGUCCCACGUCGAUUUGAGCUUCGGGAACUCGUAUGCCUUCACCCACACCAAUGUAUACGGUACACACGUCCUGUUGGAGAGCGCAAAGAAGGUCGGCAUCAAGAAGUUCAUCCACAUCUCCACAGAUGAGGUCUACGGAGAGGUCAGAGAUGAUGACGACGAUCUGUUGGAGACCAGCAUCUUGGCCCCGACCAACCCAUACGCGGCUUCCAAGGCCGCGGCAGAGAUGCUGGUCCACUCUUAUCAGAAGAGUUUCAAGCUGCCCGUGAUUAUUGUGCGCAGCAACAACGUCUAUGGACCCCACCAAUAUCCCGAGAAGAUCAUCCCAAAAUUCAGCUUGUUGCUUCACCGUAAACAACCCGUAGUCUUGCACGGCGAUGGCACCCCCACAAGACGAUACCUCUUCGCGGGAGAUGCCGCAGAUGCCUUCGACACUAUUCUACACAAGGGCCAAAUGGGCCAAAUCUACAACGUUGGAUCCUACGAUGAGAUCUCUAAUCUGACCCUGUGCUCUAAGCUCCUCACCUACCUUGACAUCCCCCACUCAACCCAGGAAGAGCUCCACAAGUGGGUCAAGCACACGAUCGAUCGUCCCUUCAACGACCACCGAUACGCCGUGGACGGAACCAAGCUCCGCCAGCUCGGCUGGGAGCAGAAGACCAGUUUCGCGGAGGGCAUGAAGAUCACAGUCGAUUGGUACAAGCGAUUCGGGGAGAACUGGUGGGGCGACAUCACCAAAGUCCUGACUCCCUUCCCAACGGUUGCCGGCACCGAGGUUGUGGCUUCCCACGAGAAGGUCGAGGACAUCAACGACAACAUGAUUGUGGACUCUGAUGAAAAGAUGACCUUGGCGAAGAAGAGAAAGACCGAAGAGUAG
Drepanopeziza brunnea f. sp. 'multigermtubi' MB_m1 is the source of this 1251-nucleotide messenger RNA. RefSeq lists its product as uncharacterized. Gene Ontology annotation, molecular function: dTDP-glucose 4,6-dehydratase activity. The record is from RefSeq and is a predicted model, not a curated record. Gene Ontology annotation, biological process: nucleotide-sugar metabolic process. NCBI's taxonomy places the organism in Eukaryota, Fungi, Ascomycota, Leotiomycetes, Helotiales, Drepanopezizaceae.